AGAUUUCCUCUCACCAGUUGAGUUUUCUGUGAUAUUUCAGAGGCACGAUGGCGACUGCAGUACCUGAUUUUGAACUGAAGGUUAUUCUUCUGGGGAACAGCUGGUCUCAACGGUGUAGAGUGGGAAACUUAAUCCUGGGAAGGAGCAUGUUCCUGGCAGAGGACGAACCGCACUUUGAGAAAAUCAAAGGAUGGUGGAAAGGCGGUGAAGAUAUUACCGUCAUCAACACUCCAGAUCUCCUGCAUCCCAAAAGCAUUGGCGAUAAACUAAAAAGACAUUUAGAAAUAUGCGUAGGACUCUUUGAACCUGGAACAUAUGUGCUCCUGCUGGUUCUACAGUCUGAAGACUUCACUGAGCAACACAGGCAGAAGCUCUGCGGAGUCCUUCAUCACUUUGGUGAUCAUUCAUUUGAUCAUUCACUGGUUCUUACAUUAACAUCUGCUGUGGGAAGGUCAAGUGUCAAGAGGGAUCAUAGAAACAACCCACAUUUAGAAGACAUAAUCAGACUGUGUAGAAAAAGGUUCUUGGACCUUGAAAACCGUAAAGUUCAAGACCUGAUAACAAGUUUGGAUCACAUUCUGGAAAUGAACAACAGAGCGAAUCUGGACAUGGAUAACUCCAGGAAGGCAACAUGUGCUGCUCCAAAUCUCCAGAUUGUGUUGUUUGGAAAAAGCAAUGACAAAAAAGCAAAACUAGGAAAUUACAUCGUUGGGAAAAGAGAGUUUUAUACUUCAAAAAGUUUUCCAAACAAGUGUGAGGUUGCCCAUGGAGAGUGGGGAGGGAAACAGGUAACAGUAGUGAAAACUCCAGAAAUGUUCAUUCUACCUGUGGAAACAAUGAGACAAGAAAUGAGAAGAUGUGUGGAAGCUUGUCCUCCCGGACCGAAUGUCCUGCUGCUGUUAGUGGAGCCUUCUGAUUUCACUGAAGAGAACAGAAAAACACUGAAGUUCAUCCUGAGUUUGUUUGGUCAAGAUGCUUUGAAAUACUCAAUAGCCAUCAGCACACAUGAGGGGGACGAAACAGGAAUGGCCUUCAGACGACUACUUCAAGACUGUGGAGAAAGGCACUACAGUAUGACUGAAAACAUCCACUGGGUAAUGAUGGAGAAGAUGGAAAACGUUGUGCAUAGAAAUAAAGGAAACUUCCUCACGUUCACUGAAGAGUCCAUAAAGUCUGAACCCAACAAACCGGCUUUAAACCUGGUUCUGUGUGGGAGAAGGAGAGCAGAGAUAAUGUCAGCAGCAACGGCCAUUUUAGGUCAGACAGAUCUUGAUUUUACCUUCAGCUCAUCACAGUGUGUUAAACAUCAGGGAGAGGUUUGUAGACGCUGGGUGUCCUUGGUGGAGCUUCCUGCCUUGCAUGGAAAACCACUGGAGGCAGUAAUGGAAAACACAUUCAAAUGUGUCUCCCUUUGUGAUCCUGAGGGUGUCCAUGCCUUCAUUCUGGUCCUACCUGUGGGUCCACUUACUGAUGGAGACAAGGAAGAGUUCAAGACCAUCCUGAACACAUUCAGCUACCAGAUUAAAAGCUUAACUGUGAUCCUGUUUACAGUCUAUUCAGAUCCUUCAGCUCCAGAAGUUGUCCACUUUCUCGAGAAAAACAUGGAUGUCCAGGAGCUCAUUAAGAGCUGCGGAGGAUAUUUUGCUCUUAACAUCAGAGACAGGCAGCAGGUUCCAGAGCUGUUGUUCAAACUACAGAAGCAAAGAUCUGGAUCUACAAAGGAACCACUGACCUACACAACGAAAAUGUUUGCACAGGCUCAAAUGGAAAGGGUCAGCAUGCUACAAGCAGAGCUCGAGGAUGGUGCUGGUGAGGAGCAGAGGCCAGGGGAUCUCAGGAUUGUGCUGAUAGGAAAGACUGGCAACGGAAAGAGUUCCUCAGGAAACAACAUUCUGGGAAGAGAGGUGUUUGAGUCUAAACCAAGCCAAUUCUCUGUCACAAAAUGCUGUCAGAAAGAACAUGCUGAUGUGAACGGUCGUCGUAUUACUGUGGUCGACACUCCCGGUCUGUUUGACCCAGAUCUGUCCCAAGUUGAAGUUUGCGAGGAGAUGAUUAAAUGCAUCAGUCUUCUGGCUCCAGGACCACAUGUCUUUCUGUUGGUGUUAAACAUCGGCAGAUUCACAGAAGAAGAGAAGGAGACGAUAAAACUCAUCAAGGAAGGCUUUGGGAGGAAGGCUGAAAAGUUCACUAUCAUACUGUUAACUGGAGGUGAUUCACUGAAGUAUGAGAAGCAGUCCCUUGAAGAAUACAUCAAAGAGAAUUGCACUGGUUCCUUCAGGAAGCUGAUCGCUGACUGUAGAGGAAGAUACCAUCUGUUUGAUAACCGCAAGAAACAAAACCGAGAACAGGUUAGUGAGCUGAUCGCCAAGAUCGACUCAAUGGUACAGGAAAAUGGAGGCAGCUGCUACACCAAUGAGAUGCUGCAAGAAGCUGAAGCAGCGAUAAAGAAAGAAACAGAGAGGAUCCUGAAAGAGAAGGAAGAGGAGAUGAAGAGGAAGGUGGAAGAACUCCAAAGAAAACAUGAAGAAGAAAUGGGAGCAAUGAAAAGACGAGUGGAAGAGCAACAAGCAGAAACUGAAAAACAGAGAGAGCAGAGAGAGAACCUGCUUAGGGAAAAGGAAAAAAAUAUCAUUAAAGAAAAAGAAGAGAGAAGAAGAGAACAGAGAAUUAGAGAGGAGGAAGACAAGAGGAGAAUGCAACAGGAAGAAAUUCAAAGACAGGAGUGGGAACAGAAGCUCACAGAUUUGGAGAAAAGGAAGCUGUCAGAAUCAGAGGAAAAUUACAGCAUUCACAGAGAGCUGGCGAAAGCCAGAGAAGAACUGAAGAAAGAAAGAGAGAACUGGGAGAAAAAACAGAAUGACUGGUGGGAAGAAAGGUUUAAGGAAAACGAGCAGAUAAGACAUGAAGAAGAAAUGAAACGACAAAAGCUCCAAGAGGAAUAUGAAAGGGGAAAAGAAAUUAAUGAAAAGAAAAGAAAAGAGGAAGACCAAAUCAGAAGGCAAGUGGAGGAAAAAGAGAAGAAAGCUAUUGAGGAAAACUACAAGGCUAAAAUGGAGAACCUGAAGAAAACAUUUGAGGAGGAAGCCAGAAAGAAAGCUGAAGAGUUCAAUGAAUUCAAAGACAAAAAGAAAAAGGAAUAUGAAACCCUGAAGGAGGACCACGAGAAACAGAUGAAAGACAGAGAUGAGAAAUAUGACCUCUUAAAGGUGAUGUCAGUCUAUCAGGAAGAAGAACUGAAGAAAAAACAUCGAGCUGAACUCUACAGCAUGGUAAAAUGUGUCACCAAAAAGAAAGAAAACAUGCAAAAAGUCAACAGCCUGCUAAAAAAACACAAGAAAGAUAUAAAGAUGAUGGACACACAGGAGAAAAGGGAAACCCUGCAAGAAACCCAUGAAAACGAAAUCACUGAUCUGUUACAGGAACUCAUGGAAGGAGCAGACCGAAAGUGUAAGGUUCAGUGA
Molecule: messenger RNA, 3461 nt
Organism: Cheilinus undulatus (humphead wrasse)
Lineage: Eukaryota; Metazoa; Chordata; Actinopteri; Labriformes; Labridae
Exons: 4
Coding region: 48-3461 (1137 amino acids)
Molecular function (GO): GTP binding
Source: RefSeq, a predicted model, not a curated record